UUUUCUCCAAUUGAAGCCCUCACAGGCCAGUGUCCCCCAGCUGUCAGUGUUUAUACUACGUUUUUAAGGAUUUGCCAUGAGAGCAUCUUUAAAACUCCUUUUUUGUCCACUGGAAUUAUGCUUACCAUUUUUAAGUUGGGAAUAGAGUAGUUGCUUUGGAAGACGAUAAUUGGGCAUCCGAACAGCAUGACCAAUUCAAUGAAAUGGAUGCUGAAGAAUCAUCGCUUCGACACUCAGCGUCUCCCUUCUGCCACUCAUUUUCUCUUGCAGUUUACUCUUGCAGAUACUUCUGUCCUUUGUGUAGUAUGCUAGUUUCUGUACACACACACCUGACAAGCGAGAAGCCUCAUCAGAGUUUGAGGACACAGUCCAGCCAGGCAAAAACACUCCUCUGAAGGACCAAUGGGGCUGUGUGGCUUAAGACAGUCAAAAUCUAUUUGAAGAUGUCCUCUCCUGAAAUUGCCUCUCUCUCGUGGGGCCGGAUGACUGUCAAAGGCUGUUCCACAACUUACAAGGACUGUAAAGUCUGGCCUGGGGGCAGUCGGACAUGGGACUGGAGAGAGACGGGAACUGACCAUGUUCCAGGAGUGCAGCCCGCAGAUGUGGAAGAAGUUGUUCGAAAGGGUGCCAAGACGUUAGUGAUCGGCCGUGGCAUGAGCGAAGCCUUGCAGGUGCCGUCAUCCACCGUGGACUACCUGAAGAGCCAUGGGAUCGAUGUGCUGGUCCUGCAGACGGAGAAAGCUGUGAAAGAGUACAACGCUUUGGCCACCAAAGGGGCCAAAGUGGGUGGGGUCUUCCAUUCCACCUGCUAGAGCAAACUUCCCCAACUUGGUGUCCCCCCAGAUGAUUUGGGUUUCAGCUCCCACAAAGCCCCUGUGAGGCUUUCUGCGGGCACCAGGUUGGCAAAGCCUGCUUAGAGAGAUGAAGCUAACCUCUCCCCUUCCACCGUCUUGUGCCUUCAUGUGAAUAAAAGAGAGCCGUUUUGGGUCAGCAGGCAUUCUGUGUGCGUCGCUGUGUGCCAAGUCUUGAAAGCUUUCAAAACGAAACCACAAACACUGAAUUUCACUAGCUUAGGAGUCAAAAGUUUUUAAAAGUGGGCAGCAGUUGUGCACCCGCACAGCCAAGAGUGCCUUGCAACUUCAGUUCAGGAUUCCUGAAUAUUAAAGAGUCCUGCUGGAUCAGGCCAACGGCCUGUCUAGUCCAGCAUCCCGUUCUCACGGUGGCCAACCAGAUGUCCUUGGAGAAACCCGCAAGCAUGGCGUUGCCACCUUUGGUCAGGGAAAAUAAGGGACAGGUGGGGAAGAUUGUGGGGCUAAAAUUUGCUUUACCUGGUGCAGAAAUGACUUCAAAGCAAUCCAUUACAAUGGGCUGUUUCCAAUGCUGGUCGUAACUCAUAUAGGACACCCAAUGAAACUUGUGGAUCCAAGUUAGCAAUGGACAUUA
Messenger RNA from Zootoca vivipara (common lizard), 1443 nucleotides. NCBI's taxonomy places the organism in Eukaryota, Metazoa, Chordata, Lepidosauria, Squamata, Lacertidae. The record is from RefSeq and is a predicted model, not a curated record.